ACAUUUUAGCUUUACCUGAAGUUGUGAGAAUCACCAACUCAAGCAAAGUACUCAACUAUAACGUCGGCAACUUGAGAGACGAGAGUAUGUCUUUAAUGUUGUUGCUCGCAAGAGCGCCUCUAAAAUGCCAUUCGCCAGGGGCGAGAGCAGUGCGGUUGCUCUCCACCGCAAACAGAUGCGUGACCCAGACUCGUGUCGGAGGCAAGCCUCUCCUCCAUGAGCUGCGACUGUCACGGACGGUGCCAGCCAGGGGUGCAUCCACGUCGACGCCGUCAGAAACAUCACAAGCAGGGAAAAAGCCAUUGUACCCCGAGCGCUUACUCAUUUACCACGCCGGCACGGGCCGGACCACGUUCCUGGCAUGUCUGAAGCUGACUACCAUCUUCACCUUUGCCUUCUUUGGCUUCUUGGCCACGCCGGCGUAUCUCGCAGCUGGUGAGCCCAUUUGGAAGGCCACCGGAAUCUUCCUCUGCGGCCUCAUCCCCCUCGUCACAGUAGCCUACCUAACCACCCCCUUCGUGACCUCCAUCCACAUCCACACGCCCCCCUUCGCCCGCCACUCCCGCGACCUCCUCUCCCGCUGGGCCCGCUCCUCCGCCCCCUCCUCGGCCCGCCUCGACCUGACCACCAUGACCCCGAUCGGCAAGCCGCGCCUGACGACCGUCUCGGCCGCCGACCUGCGCCCCGCCCGCGCCCGCCUGGGCACCGUCAACUACGCCCGCGACGCCGCCGCCGCCGCCGCCGAGGACGCCGCCAGGCCGUGGUGGCGCCUGCGCGCCGUGGCCGCCUUCGCCGUCGUGCCCGGCGGGGAGGCGCGCGUCCGGAACGGGUGGGUGUGGACCGAGGUCGCGGCCGGGAUCGAGAGGAGGGCCGCUGAGGCGGCGGCGCGGAGGUGAAGGGAGGAACGUGUGUGUGUGUGUGUGUGAGAGAGAGAUUGUUGGCUGUGCGCUGGUGUGGUGAUGUGGCGCCGCGUGUCAUGGAGCAGGGCAAGUAACUGUAUUAGUAUGGAAUGUACGAGAUGGGGAGGGUACACUUGUCCAAGUUCAGGCUAGCAGUGCCAGCGGCCAUGGAGAGAGGGGAUGUAACCACUGUACAUUAUCUGGUUGAGCGUAGGACAGCACGCGGCCUGAUGGAGUGCAUAUGUAUAUGUAUAUACCUAGACAGAAUUGGAAGUCGUGGUGGUACGCUUCAAGAAAGUGUUCAAUGUCCUCUUUCCUGGAGGCGCUGUUUGAAUGUAUAUAUACCCCUAAAUGUCGGUCAUGUAUCCAUCCCUCUUCCUGGGUUUGUUUUGUGACGACACCCUGUGCCGCCACAGAUAUCGAGACAACGAAGCCUGGGAGUUUUCGUGACAAAAGAGAAAGC
Molecule: messenger RNA, 1362 nt
Organism: Phialemonium atrogriseum
Lineage: Eukaryota; Fungi; Ascomycota; Sordariomycetes; Cephalothecales; Cephalothecaceae
Exons: 3
Coding region: 87-896 (269 amino acids)
Source: RefSeq, a predicted model, not a curated record